GUCGUCUUGAAAUCCGUUGAUCUGAAGAAAGAUUCACGCCCAAAACUGGACUAUAUAAACGAAACCAUCUCGAGAACCAGCAACAGUCGUCAGUUAACGCUGUAAAGAGAAGAUGUCUUACAUUACAACUUUUGUUUUGGCCGCCACUUUGGUCGCAGCUCAGGCUGCACCUCAGUUUCUAUCCGCGGGCUAUGCCUCACCGUUUGCCACUGUUGCCCACGCUCCGGUCGCAGUCGCUCACGCUCCGGUCGCAGUCGCUCACGCUCCAGUCGCAGUCGCUAGAGCCGAAGAGUACGACCCGCACCCCCAGUACAGCUUCUCUUACAGUGUGAACGACGCCGUGACCGGAGACUCCAAAGGUCAAACCGAAACACGUGACGGAGACGUCGUCCAGGGCAGCUACUCCCUCGUCGAACCCGACGGUUCCAGGAGAGUCGUAGACUACACCGCCGACCCCGUCAACGGAUUCAACGCCGUCGUACACAAGGAAACCAACGUCGCUCACGCCCCAGUCGCCGUCGCUCACGCACCUGUCGCUUACGCUCGUCCCGCUGCUGUUGUCGCCCACGCUCCAGUCGCUUACGCUCGUCCUGCUGCCGUCGUCCAUGCUCCCGUCGCCGCCGCACCUGCUGUCGUACACACAUCUUUCUCCAGCCCUGUUGUUUCCUACGGUUUCUAAGCAUCUAAAUUUAUGACAGACGAAAUAAAUUGUAAAUAAAUGCUUGUUU
Messenger RNA from Cimex lectularius (bed bug), 728 nucleotides. RefSeq names its product larval cuticle protein A2B-like. NCBI's taxonomy places the organism in Eukaryota, Metazoa, Arthropoda, Insecta, Hemiptera, Cimicidae. The transcript has 2 exons. Bases 113 to 679 code for a protein of 188 amino acids. Gene Ontology annotation, cellular component: extracellular matrix. The record is from RefSeq and is a predicted model, not a curated record.